CGCAUUUGUUUCCAGCCGGAAUUAUUUUGCACGUGGACACUCAAAUCCUCUCCACUGUGAGUGCAGCAGUAACGUGUCCUCCUCCCUGUUACUUAACUGUGAUAAACACAGUAUUACAGAGAGUGAAUAUUAGAAUUGACAGAGCCGACAUGGCGGACUCCACGGCGCAGAACCUGGAUUUUACUCUGAAAGAACUGACUCUUUCCCGUCAGAGCGACGACGCCGACGCGCCCGGCAGCUCGUCCAGCGUGGUGCUGGAGGACCACAGACUGGUGUGCGUGGAGUAUCCGGGGGUCGUGAAGAGCGUGGACAACAUGCUGGAAACCAUCAAGGGGGAAAAGGGAGUGUCCAAAACCUUCGCUCAUCCAAACAGGCGUCUCGAGCUGCGUUUCCGACCUCAGGACCCUUUCUGUCACUCUCUGUACGGAAACCGCUUCCCAUCAAGCAACCUGGUCCUCAGAGUGCGGCGCCGCGUGCGGAAAAGGAACCCGAAGGACGCCGAGGUCCACAUGGAGAUACUCGGAAUCAUAGGAACAACUUACAAAUUCCAAGGGAUGGCCGACUUUCAGUGCUUCGCUGUGCAUUCAGAAGGUGGAAAAGACGUCUCUUUGUACGACAAAAUCAUCCUCCGCAAAUUAGAGAAUCAGGCGUUCUUUGAGCAGCCCAUGCCCCUCUUCCUCCCCCCGGCAAGCUUCUCCCGCCUCGACUGUCCUGUGGAUUUUCACUACCGGCCCAACGUCCUUAAAUCUUUAUUCAAGGGGCCCCCCACCACCAGCACCCCCAGUAGCAUCAGCAGCGACUUUAUUGUUGCGAAUCGACAUCGAGCCGUCCGGCGCCACAAUGCCAUUUUUGUCAGCUUCACGGAUGCCACUGUGCCCACCGAGUGCCUCGAGGCCGCCAGGCUCAACUGGAUACGAGUGUGCGUGAAGGACAGUGACAAAAAGACUGAGGAACAAAUGAAAAAGAUGUUUGAGAGCCGACCCAUCUGGUCACGGAAUGCAGUCAAGGCCAACCUCAACAUCCACCCUGAUAAACUGAAACUGCUGCUGCCUACCUUCGCCUACUACAUGGUGACUGGGCCCUGGAGGAGUCUGUGGGUGAGGAUGGGCUUCGACCCACGCAAGAACCCAGACUCCAAGAAAUACCAAAUGCUGGACUUCAGGAUCCGCUGUAGCACCAAGCACGGCUAUUCAUUAUCUGACAUACCAGUGAAAGCCAAGAGGAGUGCCCUGACCUACAAUCUGCCUAUCACAGUCAACAAAAUGGUUCCCCAUGUAGCAAGUGUGAUGGACCUUCCUGGUCAGGAGGGCGCAGGCUCCAGUCGAGAUCCAGUUUCAAAACCUCACCAGCUGAAGGAGUCCUCCUACAUUUUCAGAGAGGGCAUGCUGCCUCCUCACAGACAGAUGUUUUACCAGCUGUGUGAUUUGGAUGUGGAAAGCAUCCAACAGGUGGUGGCGGGCAACGGUGAACAGCAAGUGUGCGACGAGAGGGACGGCUGGUGCGUUCUCGGCACUACGGACAAGCUGAGGGACAUCAUCUCAUCCAUGAUCAAGACGGUCAUCCGAGCCCAGAAGCCACCCUUGCCAGACUUCCCCAAGAAACAUAGACGCCUCUGCCUAAAUUCAGGGAGAGAGGAGGAGGAGGAGCAGGACGACGAGGACAAUGAGGAAGACGAAUAUGAGGGGGAUGAGUUCCAGCCGUCGGAGGGCAGUGAAAACGAGAUGGAGACAGAAAUUCUGGAUUACUUGUAAACAAUCACGGCCAUUUUGAUGACAUUGUUUUUAAAUGUAAAUA
Molecule: messenger RNA, 1794 nt
Organism: Pungitius pungitius (ninespine stickleback)
Lineage: Eukaryota; Metazoa; Chordata; Actinopteri; Perciformes; Gasterosteidae
Gene: gtf3c5
Product: general transcription factor IIIC, polypeptide 5
Exons: 11
Coding region: 150-1751 (533 amino acids)
Biological process (GO): transcription initiation at RNA polymerase III promoter
Cellular component (GO): transcription factor TFIIIC complex
Molecular function (GO): RNA polymerase III type 1 promoter sequence-specific DNA binding; RNA polymerase III type 2 promoter sequence-specific DNA binding
Source: RefSeq, a predicted model, not a curated record